AUGGUGGUCGUUCGUAAACCUACACGCCGUAAUGUUCGAGGAAACUCGUCGUCUCGAAGAUCUUCUGUUCCCGAAGAUUCACCCCCAAACUCUCCGAUUAGACCGACAGAUUCGCCGGAUAGCAUACAUUCCCCAUUCUAUCUGACGAACGGCGAUAAUCCCGGUAUUUCCUUAAUCUCUGAAGUUCUCGAUGGCACAAAUUAUGAUAACUGGAAGAUUGCAAUGUCCAUCGCGUUAGAUGCGAAGAAUAAGAUGGCGUUUAUCGACGGAUCUCUUCCAAGACCUAUUGAAUGUGAUCGGAACUUUAGGAUAUGGUCUAGAUGCAAUUCCAUGGUCAAAUCUUGGUUGCUUAAUUCAGUUUCGAAGCAAAUAUACAAGAGUAUACUUCGAUUCAACGAUGCCUCUGAGAUAUGGAAGGAUUUGAUGACCAGAUUUCACAUCACAAAUCUGCCUCGCUCAUAUCAAUUGUCUCAGCAGAUCUGGUCACUACAACAAGGUUCUUUAGCUGGUAUGGCUUUCUCUUCCUCUACAUUAAAUUUUGUUGGAAUCAUGAGAGCCACUGGAAAUAGGUUAUCAUCUGAGUCUUGGAUAAUUGAUAGUGGAGCUACGAAUCAUGUCUCUCACGAUAGAAACAUGUUUGAGAGUCUGAGUGAAGGACUAAAGUUGAACGGAAUCAAGAAAUGUGAUAUCUAUAUAAGAAUUCAAUAUAUAUACUAA
Eutrema salsugineum is the source of this 717-nucleotide messenger RNA. RefSeq lists its product as uncharacterized. The coding region runs from base 1 to 717 and encodes 238 amino acids. The transcript is spliced from 3 exons. The record is from RefSeq and is a predicted model, not a curated record. Lineage: Eukaryota; Viridiplantae; Streptophyta; Magnoliopsida; Brassicales; Brassicaceae.